UAUUUAAGAUAUGCCGCCUUCUGUGCUUAAGCAAACUUAAAUAAAUAAACAAAAGAAUAGUUUAUUAGUUUUAUGGCAAUUUUCCAUGUGACACAAAAAUUAUCAUAAAUGUUUGAAAGGAAUAUGAAUGCAAUUCUAUCAUCAUCCAUUAACGGUGGUGAUUUAGAUUCUACAAGCUCCGGCGGUACUUCGGAUAAUUCCGCUUAUCAUCAGGAAAACAUGCACUCACCCAUUUCUUAUGGAUCUUUAUUUUUACCAAAUGCAACAGGUUAUCGUGGCAAUAUUUCAUGCAAAACCGUAUUGCAUAUUGACAAAUUCUCACCGUAUGCGUCAGAGAAAGACAUUGAACGGCGAUUUCAAGACAUAACCAGUGACUAUGAAAAAUCUUCACCGUCAACAUCCACUACUUCACCCAUUUACCCCACGCUAAAUGGCGUGAUAUUUGAAAAUAGUCUCAGUGAUCUAAAUGGCAAUACCAAAAACCUUGGUUGCAAUGAAUCGUUGCAUGGCUUAAACCAAGCGGCAGGCCAGGCCCUUAACAGCAGUGGUCCAUUAUAUCCAAAUUUAUCAGCAAAUCAUACUGUCAAUGGAAACUUCCAUGUAGAUAGAAAAUUUUUGCAAUUCACAACAGAUCAGGUACAAAAUAUACAAUGUAUGUGUGAAGCCCUGCAGCAGAAAGGUGAUAUUGAGAAACUUACCUCAUUCCUCAGCAGUUUGCCACCAAGUGAGCUAUUCAAAACGAACGAAAGUGUGCUGCGCGCACGUGCUAUCGUGGCUUACCAUCGUGGACACUUCAGUGAUCUAUAUAGUCUUCUCGAAACACACUGCUUCUCUGUGAAACACCAUACUGAUUUACAAAAUCUAUGGUUUAAGGCACACUAUAAAGAAGCAGAAAAAGUACGUGGACGUCCGCUGGGUGCAGUUGAUAAAUAUCGUCUACGUAAGAAAUAUCCGCUACCGAAAACGAUUUGGGAUGGCGAAGAAACAGUAUAUUGCUUCAAGGAGAGAAGUAGAAAUGCUUUAAAGGAUUGCUAUCAAACCAACCGUUAUCCUACACCAGACGAGAAAAAGACUUUAGCGAAGAAAACUGGGCUGACGCUAACGCAAGUGUCGAAUUGGUUCAAAAAUCGAAGACAACGCGACCGAACGCCCCAACAAAGGCCAGAUUUAAUGUCUGUGCUGCCUGUCAAUCACAUGGAUCCCAGUGGUUUUCCACGCAUGUUUAACGCACCGAGUUACUAUCCAGAAUCAAUUUUCAACGCUCAAUAACACUAACAGAAUAUAUUCGAAUAUUGUACUUCGAAGCAGUGAGGAGAAAAGGAUGAAGCCCAUAUUUCAAAUGUACAGAUCAACAAGAACGUAAAAGUCCAUAAAAUGGCAAAACGCGCUUAGAUUGUUGUAAAACGGAGC
Messenger RNA from Teleopsis dalmanni, 1410 nucleotides. It is a transcript of the gene Six4, whose product is annotated as protein sine oculis. NCBI's taxonomy places the organism in Eukaryota, Metazoa, Arthropoda, Insecta, Diptera, Diopsidae. The transcript is spliced from 4 exons. Gene Ontology annotation, biological process: regulation of transcription by RNA polymerase II. Gene Ontology annotation, molecular function: RNA polymerase II cis-regulatory region sequence-specific DNA binding; DNA-binding transcription factor activity, RNA polymerase II-specific. Gene Ontology annotation, cellular component: transcription regulator complex; nucleus. Bases 109 to 1269 code for a protein of 386 amino acids. The record is from RefSeq and is a predicted model, not a curated record.